Molecule: messenger RNA, 1344 nt
Organism: Coniophora puteana RWD-64-598 SS2
Lineage: Eukaryota; Fungi; Basidiomycota; Agaricomycetes; Boletales; Coniophoraceae
Exons: 6
Coding region: 1-1344 (447 amino acids)
Source: RefSeq, a predicted model, not a curated record
AUGAUUCUGCUCGGGCUGCUGACUUCCCCUGCCAAUCUUAUCACGGUAUUCAUCGGGAGUGGAUUGUCGCUUCUUGCCGCGGGCAUGUACAUCAGUGGCAAUUUGAAGUCUUCCGAUAGAGAAAAGAACGGGGAUACUGCCGCUGUGCUUCGCCGCAUUCUGCCAUUCGGACUGGCAUCCUUCGUCAUAUCUACACUGCUCCUCACGGGCUCGUAUCACAAGGUGAUCAGUGAAUUUGGCAACGACGCGUACGGAUCGCCGCUAAUGGAUUCGGGCGCUUGCGCACGCCGACCGCUUCGAUUCGCGCCGGACCCGAACGUGCCGCGCGAGUACCACAAGUUCGACGAUGUGCUGUUGAUUGUGUUCUUCAGCCACCCGAGGUAUGAUGUGAACUUGGACUUUUACCAUGAAGUCUACUCAGACUAUUUCCCAAACAUCCUCUACAUCGGACCUGAGAGCCGCGAGGACAAGGGCUUUGAUCACUCUUACGACGUUUUCGUCGACUCGUACGAGUCGGAUGAAGAUCUGAGCGAUCCGUCGUUCUACAAGAUGGCUGGGCGCAUGGCACACCACAUGCUCUACACCGCCAUGCAAGAGCAUCCGUGCUACUCCGGCUAUCUCUGGGCGCCCUUCGACACGCUCCUCAAUGUGCCCCGGCUCGAGCAGUUCGACCAGAGCCGGUUCUGGUACCACUCGCCAUGGGGGCGACCUGUGCCAAACCCGGCGGUUGACGAUGGCGGGAAACUCAGCAACGGGACGCAUGCUCCGCCCGCGAACUUGCAGCCGAACUCGACGGAGGCUUUGCUGGCCAACUGGACGGGGUGGCAGAAGGACUGGUGGUGGGGCGACCCGCACGUCGGCCUCGAGCCCUGCACAUCCGCGUACGCCACCGUCCGCAGCGAGUACAAGGACCGCCUCGCGGCGUUCACGGGGCACCCCACCGCGAGCACCGACGUGCGCUUCGUCGGCGGCUCGGCGGACACGCUGUACGUCCCCGGCGCGCGGCGCGGCGCGUUCAUGGAGAUCCUCGGCGCGUUCCUGAGAACGGACUGUUUUCUGGAGAUCGCGACGCCGACGGCGCUGCACAUGGCUGUGCCGUACAACGAGGCGAUCUUGUUUGUCGAUCAUUGGUGGAUAUGGGAGCCGCCUAAGAAUGCGACGUUUGUGAGGCAGCGGUGGGAGGCUGGGUUCGAGGUCGACACGUUCCAUACCUUCCAUUGGGGUGACAACGAUAGCGACGGUGUCUGGCAAGGCAACCCGGCGAACAUCCCCGACGUGCGCCAGCUGCUGAAGGAGUCCGCCGAGCGUCAAAAGAUUGAAUUCCCGGUCAAGGAGUCGUCAUGA